Aspergillus oryzae RIB40 is the source of this 438-nucleotide messenger RNA. RefSeq names its product DUF3759 domain-containing protein. The record is from RefSeq and is a predicted model, not a curated record. The transcript is spliced from 3 exons. Bases 1 to 438 code for a protein of 145 amino acids. NCBI's taxonomy places the organism in Eukaryota, Fungi, Ascomycota, Eurotiomycetes, Eurotiales, Aspergillaceae.
AUGCCUUUCGGCUGGGGCGACGCUGAGAACGCUCACCAACAGGUGCAGGAGGGGCAGCACGAGGGUCACCUCUCUCACGAUCUCAUUGCCGGUGCCGCUGCUUUCACCGGUAUGAAGGCUUGGGAAGACCACCAGCGCAAGGAAGGCAAAGAAGUCUCUCACAGCACUGCCAAGCAGGUAAUUGCUGGAUUGGCCGCUGCUGGUGUCACGAGAUUGGUUGAGACCAAGGGCUUGAAUGCGAUCGACGAGCAUAAAGCUAAGAAGCAGGCCGAGGAGAACGCCCAGCGCUUGUACGAAGAGCACUACGAGCGCGGACAAAAUGCUCCUCACUUUAACCCUAAUGAGCACAAACCUCACCCGUCUUUCGAGCGCAAUCGCUUUGACGAGCACCCACACCACGAGGGCCGCCCCCAGGGAGGCCAAGUUGACCGGUGGUAA